AUGUCGUCCAGGCCCGGCUCCUCCGCUAGCUCCGUCAAGAUGUCCACCAUGGAGGAGGAGUCGCUACGCGACCGCCGGCGCUCGGGGCUGCUGCGGCAGUGCGCCGACAUCCUGACGGCGGACGAGACCGUGGCCAGGUUCACCCGCGAGGCGUUCCGACGCGUGUUCCAGGAGAAGGACCUCCUGGUGAUUCUCUUCAAGCUCUUCGACCAGGACCGCGACGAGCUCCUGGUGCAGGAGGACUGGAUCGAGUUCCUCAAGCAGAGACUCACGGAUGAGCGGCACAUCGACUUCGCGGAGCAGGUGGAGAGCGUCGCCUACGUCCUGUGCGGAGAUGGCCCCCUCGACCUGCACCGAUUCUGCCAACUGUUCCAGGCCAAAGGGAUCGUCGACAAGCUGUACCGGAUGGUGGACACCGAGUCGGCAGGCAGCGUCACGCCCGAGCAGGUCCUGUCCCUCGUCGCCAACCUGACCAACCGCAGGCCCCGCACCGGCUUCGACCGCGGCAACCUGGAAUGGCUGGAGCGCCUGUUCAAGGAGACGGUGGGCGACCAGAAGGAGAUCCGCCGCGACGACUUCAACAAGAUCGUCAUCUCCAAGAACCCCUUCUUCACGGAGCGGGUCUUCCAGAUCUUCGACAACGACAACUCGGGCUCCAUCUCGCUGCCCGAGUUCCUGGACGCGAUGCACCAGUUCUCCGGCAAGUCGCCGGACGACAAGAUCAAGUUCCUCUUCAAAGUGUACGACAUCGACGGCGACGGGCUGAUCCAGCAGAGCGAGCUGCAGCACGUCAUGAGGGCCUGCAUGGAGGAGAACGGCAUGCAGUUCUCGGAGGAGCAGGUGGCCGACCUCACCAUGGCGCUGUUCGAGGACGCGGACCCCGGCGGCAGGGGCGCCAUCACCUACGAGGCGCUCAAGAACCAGCUGGAGAAGCACGGCGGGCUGCUGGAGAACCUCUCCAUCAGCAUAGACCGGUGGCUGGUGCCGCCCAAGCCGAAGGGCAAGCCCGCCUCGCUGCAGGGGAAGGUGUCGGCGUUGCGGCCCUACCAGCUCACGCGGCCCUACCUCAAGAACAACUACGUGUACCUCAUGUUCGGCCUGGCCCUCAUCAUCGUCAACCUGGGCCUGUUCGUGUCGCGCGCCGUCGAGUACCGCCACCACAACGGCUUCGUCAUCCUGGCCAGGGCUUGUGGUCAGUGCCUCAACUUCAACUGCAUGAUGGUGCUGGUGCUGAUGCUGCGGCACUGCAUCACCUACCUGCGGACGCGCGGCUUCAGCCAGUUCCUGCCGCUGGACCAGCACAUCUACUUCCACAAGGUGACGGGCGUGCUCAUCUUCGUGUACUCGUCCGUGCACACCGUAUCCCACCUGCUCAACUUCAGCGUGCAGGUGAUUAACGACCCGGUGGUGAACGCCCAGAACUACACACUGUACGAGUGGCUGCUCACGUCGCGGCCCGGCGUGUACGGCCUGGUGGGCGGCGCGGCCAACCCCACCGGCGUGGCCCUGGGCAUCCUGCUGCUCGUCAUGUUCAUCUGCUCGCAGACCUUCGUCCGCCGCGGCGGCUGCUUCGAGAUCUUCUACUGGACGCACUUGCUGUACGUGCCGUUCUGGGGGCUGCUCAUCUUCCACGGCCCCAACUUCUGGAAGUGGUUCCUAGGCCCCGGCGUGCUGUUUGUCAUCGAGCGGACGAUGCGCUUCACGUGGAUGCGGACGGGCCGCGGCAAGACGUACAUCUCGUCGGGGCUGCUGCUGCCGUCGCGCGUCACGCACCUCGUCAUCAAGCGGCCGCCGCACUUCGACUUCCACCCGGGCGACUACGUGUUCGUCAACAUCCCGUCCAUCGCGGUCUACGAGUGGCACCCCUUCACCAUCUCCAGCGCUCCCGAGCAGGAAGACUACAUGUGGCUACACAUCCGCGGCGUGGGCGAGUGGACCAACCAGCUGUACGCGUACUUCGAGCGCGAGCAGGAGAAGCUGCACAACGUGAACGUGGAGCUGCCCACCGGCAGCAGCACCCCCGCCACGCCGCAGACGCCGCCGCCGCAGCACACCGGGCUGCGCAGACUGCAGGCGUCGCUGUCCCGCAAGUGGUCGAGUAAGGACGUGGUCGGCAGCCCCGCCCGCACGGCCAGCAAGAAGGUCAACUUCCCGGUGCCGUCGAGAGGCUUCCGCCCGGACGCGCCCAGCUUCCAGAGCGUGCAGGUGGUGCCGCCCGGCGAGAGCCGCGAGGACCACGGCGCCGGCCCCGGCCAGGAGGGCUUGAUGAAGCCGGCCGCCCUGCGCCGUUUGGUCCUGGACGCCAAAGGGCCGCUGUCCAAGUCGCUGUCCAUGCCGGACAUGGACAACCGCAGCAAGAAGAGGGACCGCCUCCUCGCGCUGCGCGACUUCGCGCGAUCCGAGUCCGAGAAGUCCUUCGACGAGUGCCAGAUGCGGCGCGCCCGCCUGCAGUCCCUGGGCCUGGCCUACCUAUCGCCUCAGAACAAGUCGCUGGCGCAGAGCUUCCGCUACAUGCGGCACAAGCCGACCAUCAUCGCCUUCAAGACGCCCAGCUUGGAGAGCUGCCAGGCGCGGCUGUCGGCCAUCGCGCUGGCGCAGGCCGCGUCCCGCGACUCCAGGCCCGCCCGCGACGCGACGGCGGCCGCGGAGGAGGGCCGGGUGUUCGCCGACCCCGCCGCCGACGCCGAGGGCAAGCACACGUCGCCGCCCACGCCCAUCGGCAUGAACUACCCCGUCGGCAAGCCGCUCGAGAUCUACCUGGACGGGCCGUACGGCGCGCCCUCCUCGCACAUCUUCCGCGCGCAGCACGCAGUGCUCAUCGCCACGGGCAUCGGCGUCACGCCCUUCGCCUCCAUCCUGCAGUCCAUCAUGCACCGCUACUGGAAGGCCCGGCACACCUGCCCGCAGUGCACCUACCAGUGGGCGUCCGACAUCCCGGCCACCAUCAUGAACCUGCGCAAGGUGGACUUCUUCUGGAUCAACCGCGACCAGCGCUCCUUCGAGUGGUUCGUCAACCUGCUGUCGCAACUGGAGAUCGAGCAGGCCGAGCUGGGCGGCGCCAUGGAACGCUUCCUGGAGAUGCACAUGUACAUCACGUCGGCGCUGCAGAAGACGGACAUGAAGGCCGUGGGCUUGCAGCUCGCCCUGGACCUGCUGCACGAGAAGGAGAAGCGCGACCUCAUCACGGGCCUCAAGACGCGCACCAACGCGGGCCGGCCCAACUGGGACAGAGUCUUCAAGCAGCUGGUGGCGCAGAAGAAGGGGAAGGUGACCGUCUUCUACUGCGGGCCGCCGCAGCUCGCCAGGCUGCUCCGCGUCAAGUGCGACCAGUACGGAUUCUCCUUCCGGAAGGAGGUGUUCUGAGGGCGCCGGCCCGGCCGGGCUGUGCGAGUGUGAGUGCGCGUGCGUGUGUGUGUGUGUGUGUGUGUGUGUGUGUGUGUGUGUGUGUGUGUGUCUGUGUGUGUGGGCGUGCGGAUGAGCGCCUCGGUGCCUUUGUGUCCCAGUAUUAGUCAGUCGAGAGUUACCACGAAACGUGUGCCUAAUCAAAGAUUGAGGGAAGCCUUCUGCCAGGAAAACAAAAUAUUUAUUUUUAAGGGAGGCGACUUUGACUUGUUCUGGAGGGAAGUCCCGAUCGACGGACCAGGACUUUUGCUGCCGACGCAGCAUUUAAGAUAGCAACUAGUUCUGACUACCCCAGAACUAUAGUUACCAUUAUAAAGCAAGUCAUAAAACCAGUUACCAUGACGAGUUUCGAUUGUAAAUAUGUUUUUUCAUUUACUACAAAUUUGUGAUUUUUUUCCCCCCCAAAGUACCUUACCCAUCCUGCACGCAGCCGAACCUUGCCCAGUCGGACUAGGGUGCAUUCAGUGUGCCAGGGUGGUGGUCCAUCUUGGUCCUGUAAACUAUACGUGUGUUACCAUAGAUAGGCUUUCUAUUUUAUUUUGUACAAUUUUUCUAUUAUGCCUGUUCAUCUUUUUGUGAUUGUUGCCAAUAACUGAUCGACUAUGUCGCAUUCUCUUGGCAUGAAAUUUGGUGAACCAAUGUAAAUAUCUCACUCAUUUAUUGAUAUUAGGACCUAGAUUAUCUAGUUGGUGAGUUUUUUGUGACAACGCAGGACAUCGCGCCUCGAUAGUGGUAGACCUCAUAGUUCCUCAUGUUGAGAAACUUUUGUUUGUACUGUACAUUUUUCAUCAAGAGAUGCUUUGCCUCUUGAGGAUCUGAUUCACCUGGUUUACUUUCGUACCUUCUAUUUUCUACUGUCAUCAAUGUGCCUUAGAAGUCUCAUUAAAUGUAUUCAAUAUAGCAAUGA
Messenger RNA from Thrips palmi, 4309 nucleotides. RefSeq names its product NADPH oxidase 5 (gene Nox). Bases 1 to 3363 code for a protein of 1120 amino acids. Gene Ontology annotation, molecular function: superoxide-generating NAD(P)H oxidase activity; calcium ion binding. Lineage: Eukaryota; Metazoa; Arthropoda; Insecta; Thysanoptera; Thripidae. Gene Ontology annotation, biological process: defense response; superoxide anion generation. The transcript has 19 exons. The record is from RefSeq and is a predicted model, not a curated record. Gene Ontology annotation, cellular component: plasma membrane; NADPH oxidase complex.